Messenger RNA from Lucilia cuprina (Australian sheep blowfly), 2434 nucleotides. It is a transcript of the gene egr, whose product is annotated as protein eiger. The transcript is spliced from 7 exons. Bases 1137 to 2384 code for a protein of 415 amino acids. Gene Ontology annotation, molecular function: tumor necrosis factor receptor binding; receptor ligand activity. Gene Ontology annotation, cellular component: membrane. Gene Ontology annotation, biological process: immune response. The record is from RefSeq and is a predicted model, not a curated record. NCBI's taxonomy places the organism in Eukaryota, Metazoa, Arthropoda, Insecta, Diptera, Calliphoridae.
AAAGGAAAUUCACUUCAGUUGCGAGCGAGCCAUAAGAAUGAACGGACAUCAUCUAUCUCAUAAAAAACAGCCAUAAGAAAAUUGUAUAACAACAAUUAAAAGAAAAAAACUAAAGAAUCGAUCUUUCUAACUAAAACUAAAUCUUGAUAAAUACUUAAAAUUAUAUCAAGCAAACUAUAGAUACGAUAACGCCACCACAAAAGCACUAUAUGUAGGCACACCGAUCGCCAAUGUCGAUGAAGAUCAUCAUUAUGAUAAUUAAUAAUUUGUUGUAGCAUGUGUGUAUGUUUAAUAUUGUGAAACCUAAAUGAUUAUUAAAGAGAAUACUACCGAAUAUUAGAAUUAUGAUUUAUUUUUAAAAAAAAUCUUUUAGUAUUAUUAGAUUAUAAAAAAAAAAAAAACAAAAAUAAAACUAAUUAUCAUCAUUACUUAAAUAUAGUACAUAAAAAGAUUUCAGUGAUAAACAAAUAUUCCUGUAGUAUGCACGAACGAUCUCUGAUUCUCUGCAAUCUUUUUGCACAAUAAACAAGUGUUUGUGGGUGUCAGUGUGAGUUCCUGCAAGUUGUCUGUUGAGAGACGUUUUGUAUAAAAUAAAUAUUUAUAUACUGAUCGUAAAAAAAAUAAAUAAUAAUACAUAUAUACUUUAUUUCCUUUUGCGCUAUAUUGUUGUUAUUUGUGUGAUAAGAAAAUCGAAGAAAAAGAACUUGUUUUUGCAACAAACAUUUGUUUUGUUUUCUCAUUUUUUUAUUUUAUCUCAUCGUCUAGGGCAAAGUGAAUAAGUAAAUGACUCUUGAUUUUAUUUGUUUAUAGUUUGAUCAGACUAAGAAAAUUGAGAAAAAUAACUUUUAAAUUUAAUAGAACUAUUAUUAAAGUUUUUAAUAAAACUAAACAACAAUUUUAAAACAGAUCUUUAAAUACAUAAAUUUUGAUAAAUAAUAACCAAAGAAAAUCAUAUGUAAUUCCAAAGAUUAAUUAUUUAACAAAAAAACUUAUAAUUUAAGCAAAAUAAACAGUGAUAGUGAUAUUCAACAUUUUUAUACAAUUUAUUAUUCUGUUAAUAAAAGUCUUCAAUUAAAAGCAAAACGAAAUUAAAAAAAUCAAACUUAAAUCAAGACAACGAGUAGAAAAAAAAAAACAUGACGGCUGAGACACUUAAACCAUUCAUAACACCCACAAGUGCUGAAAACUAUGUGACAACAGAUUCAAGUGCAUCAGCUUCACAUCAUCGUCGUAGUUGUUAUUUCCUUGCAAUUACCGCAAGUGUGAUUACAGUUAUUUUAACAGCAGCAUUGUUGGGUAUUACGAUAUGGAAUACAACUCGCAUUUCAAAUUUGCAAACAGAAGUUCAAAGUUUAAAUAGAGUUAUCGACAAUUUACACAAACGUUUGGGUCUCACAUAUCUGGACGACUUAAAUGAUUUCGAAAAAGAAGAGGAGAAUAACAAUGCUCUAAUUGAUGAUGUACUUCCCGAUGCAGACGACGACGACGAUGAUAAUGACCAUGAAAAUAUGAGUGGAGAUGAUGAUGAAGACGAGGAUGAUGACGAUGAUGAUUACGAAGAUUAUGAAGAGCUUAUGAAUAAAUUUCGACACUAUCAAGAAACUGAAGAUGACGAAGAAGAAACCGAUGGCGUUGACUCCUUGGGCGAUGAUAAUUUAUAUGAUGAUUUUGAAAAAUUCAACGAUUCCAAAAAUAAACAUCAAGGUGAAAGAAAAGCCAGAUCGGUGAGCGUGUACGAUAACGAAAAUUUUGAAGAAAAUAGUUCCCACCAACGUCAACAUAUUUUAAGAUCUUUGAAAGGUAGUUACCCUAAAUCGAUAGUGGCUAGUGAAAAUUUCGAAAGACACCGCAGUCCUCUCAGAAUUCACAACCAUCGCAAACGCAAAUUUCCUUUAUUGAAAAAUGCUAAACAUGUAACACCAACAACGGCUAAUGUAUUGGAAUUUAAACCGGCAGCACAUUUUCAUAUAAAUCACACAAUACCCUACCACCAGCAUGAUGUACAAAUAACUAACCAAAAGGGUGAUGUUUAUAUUGGAAAACCCAGUGCCAGUAAUGAAUUGAAUAUUGAGCACUUUUUUAAGGUUGAAAACGGUGUUAUAACAGUACGACAGCCCGGCCUUUAUUUUGUUUACGCUCAAAUUUGCUAUAGAAAUAAUUACCCGCAAAAUGGUUUCUCUAUAUUCCAUAGAGAAAAACCAUUUCUGCAAUGUUUGCAAAACACCUUUAGCAACAAUGUUCCACUUAUCAAUACGUGUCACACAAGUGGUCUUAUCAAUCUGGAGAACGAUGAUCAGCUUCAUAUUCGUGAUUUUUAUUCGAGUCGCAAUACAUAUUUAAGUCCUAAAAGUGAACGAAGUUUUUUCGGUUUAAUUAAAAUCUAAUAAGUUAUAAAUAAGAGUAAUUAAAAAUAAAACGCAAAAAAUUAUGAUAA